This is a messenger RNA of Blumeria graminis f. sp. triticale, 2523 nucleotides long. Lineage: Eukaryota; Fungi; Ascomycota; Leotiomycetes; Helotiales; Erysiphaceae. The record is from the annotation of a GenBank genome assembly.
AUGGAGCCCUCUACGAAGAAGCGGAAAAUUGCUCCUAGACCUGAAGAAAAGGCCUCUAUGGUUGAACAGCAAAAUUAUGAUCCAUACAAAUACCCCCCACCUCCUGUGGUGGAAACCGCACCCUAUUCCGAGCGAAGCGACUUUGAAUCUUUUGCCCGUCAUCUCCAGGAUGCCGCUAUGCUUAUCUACUCUCAGGCGAACCGUUCUCCCUAUACAAGUGUCUCAGUUCUUCUUUUGCGCUGGGAAGAUGAUCAGAGUGUCGAGCAAGAUUUCCUACAGCUCGAGAAGCUUUUCCAAGAUCAUUUCAAUUAUCGAACUGAGAGUUGGUGUAUUCCCAACUGUCCCAAUCCAGAGGCUGAUCUUACAACGCAAAUGGAUCAGCAUCUCGGAUAUUCCAGGCAAGACCAUCUUUGGAUUGUUUAUUACACUGGCUACGGAUUUUUAGGAUCAGAUCUUAACCUCUACUGGGCAAGCAACCCCGAAAAAGAUGCUCCCAAAAUAAGGUGGGAAAGCAUCAGAAGUUGUAUAGAAGAUUCUCAAUCAGAAAUCCUAUUACUUUUAGACACUUGUGCCAUCUCUGAGGGGUCCUUUUCAGGCGAUGAUACCUUAAAACAAAUAAUUGCUGCUUAUCCACCCGAUCAAGCAGCAAGAGACCCAGGCCCUAGAUCUUUCACUUACAACCUAAUACAAGCUCUUUCAAAGUUAGGAAAUGGCCGGCCAUUUACUACCCAAAGACUUCACGAGGAAAUCGUAGCCUUAAAACAAAAUAAAUUUCUACAACAUGCAGGGCAAGCCAAUGGACAGAUGAGCGCUGCCAACAGUAGCUCCUCUAAUCAUGAAAGGAUGCCCAUCUACUUUUCCCUGACAUCAAACCAUACGAAAGGUAUUUUGAUUUCUCCAUGUGGCUCUCAACAACAAUUUUCGCAGUUGAGCUCUCCAACAAUCCUUGCUGAUCCAGAAGGCGAAAAUGCUCGAUUCCAACUUGAACAGUCACAAUUGCUUAAAUUCAAUCCUACGAACGAUCUCACGUUUGAAGAACCAAGGGCCUUGGUUUGUACAACAUUUCUCGGCGAGCCCAGUCCAGAAAUGUCUUCCUUCAAGCAAUGGCUUCAUCAUGCACCUGUAGCUGCUGGUAAAAUAGCAGUGGAGGGUAUGUUUCAUGGCCCUCCAACCGUUCUUCUCAUAUCGAUGCCGAUAUCAGUAUGGAAUGUACUCGCUGCUGAUCGAACUUGCGCUUUCCUGGGCUAUGUUAAUUCCCACAAUAUGACAGUGGAGUACCAGAGACUUAUAAAUGGGUUCUCUCCUAUGAAUAAAGCUGCUACCUUUAAGGAACUAGAAGAUGGAAAAAUUUUGUUACAAGCUCGUCAGGCUGCAGCCUCGACCCCAGUCAUGGUUAGGAACGAUAUAAUAAGGAAUGAUUCCAACUCAGACCCACUCCAGCAAGAUAAUCUGCGGACAGAUCCUAUGAUACUAGGAACCCCAAACUCAGGUCCUCAUGUCUACCUAGAACCGGGAUUUUCCAAUGUUGCAGAUCAUAAACACGUUGAAGACUCGGUUGAAAUGCACGAGGCUGCAGAACAACUUAAGGCCCUAAGUCAUGUUCGGCACGUUAGUCAUGAUCGCAACCUGCAUACAGUAAAUGAAGAAUCCCAGGCUCUAAGGAUUAGUCGGGGUGAAUCAGCUUCCUCGCCAGAGCCUGAUGAUAACAAUGAGGAUAUAGUGUAUAACUCUGAAUAUAACUCACCAGCCUCCCGACCUAAACCGCGAAAGCCAACUCAGAAAGCUCGUCCCAAACAGGAUCUACGCUGUUCUUUGUGUAGCCAUAUUCCGUUUAAGGAUUCUUCUUCCCUACGAAAACACAUUGCAGCUGCACAUACAAGGCCUUUCCCAUGUGCAUUUUCUUUUGCAGGCUGCACGAGCACAUUUGGAUCCAAAAAUGAGUGGAAGCGUCACAUUGCAUCACAACAUUUAUGCCUUACAUAUUAUCGCUGCUCUUCCUGUCCACAGAGCACCGCUGAAGGCAAGGGAAAUGAGUUUAACCGCAAAGAUCUAUUCACUCAACAUUUACGUCGUAUGCACGCUCCUUUUGCUAUCAAGAAAUGUCUUAGUAAAGAUGAUACAAAACUUCAGGCAGAGUGGGAAACUCACGUAAAAGAAAUGCAAAAUAAUUGUUUAGUAAUUAGACGCCAACCGCCACAAAGAUCAGCAUGUCCAAAGCCAGAUUGUACAAGCGUCUUUGAGGGUACAGGUAGUUGGGACGAUUGGACAGAGCAUGUUGGUAGACACAUGGAAAAGGGCGAGGCUAGUAGACUUGGAGUUGAUCGAUUAUUAGCAAGAUGGGCACUCGAAGAAGGAAUAAUUGAAAGAAGAUUUGAUGGUGAAUAUCGUCUAGUGGGUUCAGAGAGAGAUUCGACCAUUGGGCCAGGCUAUUACAGUGAUGGUAAUGGUGGAGUGACGCCAAAACGAUUAGAACAAGAUGAAGGAAACAGAAUACCUAAUAUGGAGGGAGAAGGUUUAAUAUGA